AUGCUGCUGUUUUCACCGCCACGAUGCGACGCUCUUCUCAAUCACGGAUCAGCAAAACAAACGGGUUCAAUGUUUAGGCGUUUCUCGGUUCCGCUCUGGCCAUCUACCCCAACUGCCUCCAUUCCUCUCUCACCACGCGCACCCAGACAGAAGACUGUUCGUCCCUCACCACCACCACGGAAAGGGCACCAAAUGCCAAAAGAAAAGUCUACCACCGACAUGUCACACCAGCCCGGCACUCCGCGAUCGUCUGCCUUCUCACCUACGCUCGGGAGCAUUCCAGAAGUCUUCGAAUACGAAGCUCUCGACGCAGAAUUCGGUCCUGUCUCACUAAACGACGCGCCAGAGACACCAGAUGUUUUCUUACCCGAGGCGUCGAGCAUGUGCCCACCCACGCUUACCCGAGCGUCAUCCUGGCCGGCAAUUAUCCAGUCGCCUUCCCGAAGAGUCGCAUCGCCUUUCGCGGUAUCAAAGGCAUUGCGCAGCAUCCUUGAAGCCGAUCGGGCGCGACGAAGGCGAAUUAUGAAAGCUUACCUGAAAGCUAUUGUUUUCCUCAAGUACUUGUGGCGCGCUAACGAGCGUUACGGCAACGUCAUGGUUACGACUGGCAUGUAUAUGCAACGAUGA
Messenger RNA from Alternaria burnsii, 627 nucleotides. RefSeq lists its product as uncharacterized. NCBI's taxonomy places the organism in Eukaryota, Fungi, Ascomycota, Dothideomycetes, Pleosporales, Pleosporaceae. The record is from RefSeq and is a predicted model, not a curated record. Bases 1 to 627 code for a protein of 208 amino acids. The transcript has a single exon.